This is a messenger RNA of Maniola jurtina (meadow brown), 2133 nucleotides long. Its product is annotated as protein I'm not dead yet-like. The record is from RefSeq and is a predicted model, not a curated record. Gene Ontology annotation, cellular component: membrane. Bases 340 to 2094 code for a protein of 584 amino acids. Gene Ontology annotation, molecular function: citrate transmembrane transporter activity; succinate transmembrane transporter activity. The transcript has 15 exons. Gene Ontology annotation, biological process: monoatomic anion transmembrane transport; citrate transport. Lineage: Eukaryota; Metazoa; Arthropoda; Insecta; Lepidoptera; Nymphalidae.
ACAGGUGAUAGAUCUAAAAUGUAAUGCUAUCCUUUUCAUAAUGCUCCCUGUGGAAAAAAAUUGUACUAGAUUUAGACUUUUCAAGUCAAUUAAGAGAUUGUGUACAACAGAAUUAGCCACAAUGUAGGUAAUCGUACAAUCCUAAAUUGAAUUGAACCAAGAAUCUCACGCUUAUAAGAUCACAGCUUUCGCUACUGUGACAGGAAGGUUGUGGCUAAGCCAUAAUAACAAUUACUUAAUCAUGUUCGAGAAUUUAAAUCAAAACAUCGAUGUAAAACAUGACCAACCCGUUUAAGAAAUCUAUUUACCCCAGCUUUUCAAAAAAGUGUCUGAGUAAAAAUGGAGAACGCUCCCGAUGAAAUUUCUCUGCCAGCUACUGCUAGUGACAAUGUUCCUGAGGAAGUCGAAGACAGCGCUAACCCUCCAGACGAUGUUCAGCAACUAACCAUCAAGGAGAAAUUGCGCUUGUUUCUUCGUUACCAUUGGCGUGGCAUAUUGUGCUUUGUUGUACCUUUAAUUUUGUUACCAAUACAGCUCUCCUUUCCACCAGAGAAAUAUCAAUGGUGUGCCUACACUCUGGUGCUGAUGGCUGUGUUUUGGGUCGCAGAAUGCAUACCCUUAGCCGUCACUUCGUUUUUACCGAUUAUCAUAUUUCCAUUGACUGGCAUUAUGAGCACAAGUGAAACUUGUGCCUGUUAUAUGAAUGAUACAAUCAUGAUGUUCUUGGGGAGUAUGUGGCUUGCAUAUGCUGUUGAGCAGUCAGGCUUACAUAUGAGGCUAGCCCUCUGUGCAAUCCGCUGUGUUGGUUACUCUCACUACAAAUUAUUAUUUGCAAUGUCGUUCAUCACAAUGUUCAUUUCGAUGUGGAUCACUAACACAGCAGCUACCACCAUGAUGGUUCCAAUUAACUUUGCAUUGUUAAAAGUGUUUGAAGAUCAUGAUUUGCUAAAAAUCUACGACACUGGAGUAGGAGAAAAUGUUGCAUCUGACAUAACUACUUGCUAUUUCUGUGCAGCUACAUUUUCAGCUACUAUUGGUGGCAUCGGAACUCUAGUUGGUACGGCCACUAACUUUGUAUUUAAAGGAUUAUUUGCAAAGAUGUAUCCAAAUGCUCCAGAAUAUCUAUCAUUUCCAAAAUUUGCCGCUUUCGCCAUACCGUACAUGUUGAUAAUGGAAAUAUGUGUCUAUUUUUAUCUCAUUGUCUUAUACUUUGGUUUCUUAAGACCCCACAGUGCAGCGGCCAGGAAUGCUAAAAUGCCAGCUGUAGGCAUAGAAGCUGCAAAAAAAGCUGUUGAAGAAAGAUAUAAAGCUUUAGGCCGUAUUUCAAUUUGGGAAGUACUUGUCAUUAUUCUGUUCAGCAUCGCUAUACUACUAUUUUUCAGCCGAUCUCCACAAAUAUUCACGGGUUGGGGUGAUGCUAUUCCUGAAUAUUUUAAUAUUAAGGACAAGAAAUUCGUAAAAGAUUCAGCGGCAGCCACAAUAGUAGUAUUUUUUAUGAUACUGUUGCCAUCUUCACUGACAUUUUUUGAAAAUUGUAAAGCUAAAUAUCAUGGCGAGUUGCCAGAAAAAAGCAUUCCAUCGGUCCUUGAUUGGAAGAGAAUGAACGAAGUCAUGCCCUAUAGUUUUAUGUUCCUUUUAGGUGGUGGAUUUGCUCUUUCGGAAGCGGCGAAAAAAGAGUAUACGGAUUUGAAUGGCAAAAUUGGGAUGCUCCUGAAACAUUUUAAACAUUUACCAAAUCUCGUCACAAUUCUCUUUGUGAUUACAUUUACUAUCUUUAUAACGAACUUUGCGUCUAACGUGGCUGUUUGUAACGUCAUUGCCCCUAUUGUGAUGCAACUGGCAAAGGAAAUAAAUCAAAAUCCUCUAUGGUACAACAUAGCGGCAGGUUUUUCUUCCUCGUACGCAUUUUGUUUGCCGGUGGGUACACCAGGGAAUUUGGUUGUUCAAAGUGCUGCGAAUAUACCAACAUCGAAAAUGAUCAAAGCGGGCAUUGGACCAACAGUGACAACAAUCAUUAUAACAUGGUUUUGUGUAUGUUUUUGGGCUCCAGUUAUUUGGCCAGAUUUAAAAUUAUUACCAAACUGGAUAGAAUGAAAUUAAGAAUUACCUCAUUAUAAUAUUUAGUGUUAAUAU